Molecule: messenger RNA, 3969 nt
Organism: Achroia grisella
Lineage: Eukaryota; Metazoa; Arthropoda; Insecta; Lepidoptera; Pyralidae
Product: putative phosphoenolpyruvate synthase
Exons: 23
Coding region: 1-3951 (1316 amino acids)
Biological process (GO): phosphorylation
Molecular function (GO): ATP binding; kinase activity
Source: RefSeq, a predicted model, not a curated record
AUGGUACUUUUGGAUAUUUUCUUUCAAGCUGGUUUGGCAACGUUCGUUUUGGUUGUGUACUUAAUGCUUUUUAAAAAACGGAAAACAGAAAAGAAAGGGCCUUAUAGCCAGCCAGGAUGGAAUUAUCCUCUCAAAUGUUGGUUAUCGAGAUGGUUUGCAAUAGGCCGCUGGAAGGCGCAGUGUGUGUUAGUACCUACAGACGAUUUACCUCGUACUGAUCUGUACGAGGGCUGGGACUCCGUCGACGUACGCGCCACCUGCGCGGACGGGACUGCUGUACUUCUUGGUAUACGAAAGUUGUGCGGAAGGCACCCCAUUGCGGAAAUCACAGUAUACGUCAAGUUAGCAGAUGGAUCCAGUUAUAGACUACCAAAACAUCCAGAUACUAUAACAUGCUACUGGGAGGAUACUGAAGGUGCUUGGAGUGCAGGUGGGCUGAAGAUCCAAGUCCUGGAGUCAAAGACUCGCCUGAGGAUAUUGUUUAAUGGUCUGCUCACUUCAGUCGAAGAUGGUGCUUUACAGCAUGUUACUUUUAAUUUUAUAUGGAUAUCUGCCUCAAAUGCAUUGCGAUAUCCUGAGGACUGGAGUGCAGAGCUCGCAGCACAAGCUUUGUCUUUGGAGCCAUGGCGAGAUAGCAACUGGCCUUAUUUACUAGGUAAAUGGGAAGAGGGCGGAUGGUUGCAAUGUGGUGCUGUGCAAGGCCGUUUUCAAUGUUUUGAUCAACAAGGCGUUUUGGACAAGGAUGAGUAUUUACGUCUGCGAGGAGUGAGAGAAAGAAGUUGGGCGCCCCAUGGGUAUGAGGGUCGGAGACGCUCGGUUACUGUUACAGCAUCUUCUAAGGAUGGCACCGUGGUGCAUCUUCGUGGACUUUCAUAUAGAAAUAUUUUGACGCAAUGCAUCUCUGGACAUGUCAGGUACCCUAACUAUAAAGUUGAAAGUAUAAUUGAUACAGAUUUUGUUCUGGGAGAUUUUUGUGAAUCUAUAUCUGGGGUACCGAAGAUUUACACGAUAAAUGUGAGCACUAAAUAUCGCAGUAUUCGCUUGGUUCUACGUAUUAAUGACGAUGGCGGUAAUUUACUAAGUGGAAUUCCAUACCAACAAGAGUUGGAGUAUCGUACCUUGGUGGUCAGCAUUGAUGAUUCACCCGGCUCUGGUACACUAGAACUUGGCUAUGAGCCUACAGAAAUAUCAGAUCCAACAGCGGGUCUGCCUCCACCGCGCACCCUCAAGUGGCUUAGUGUUAGUGAAGUUGGUUCCGUGGGCUACUGCUUGCCAUUCGAAGCCCGCGCCGCGGCCUGUCCCGACUAUGUCGGGGGUAAGGGCGCUUCUUUGGCUCUUCUUGUUUCCGUACAAGACAGUGAGGGUUACAAAGUGCCACCAGGAUUUUGUUUGACAAUACGAGCUUUGGAGAAACAUCUCGGUGCUAAUCCAAAAAUAUUGGCAGCUAUCCGUGAAAUAGAGGCUGCUAAUGAAGACUAUAAUGAAAUCAAUUUCAAAGACAAGUGUACAAAGGCUGUAGAAUUAUUUGUCAAUACAGAAGUAACUGAAGAUGUAAGAAAAGAGAUACUAGUUCACCUAAAGGAAUUAAGAAAUGCGACUGUGAAACAGGAUUUAGAACAACAAUUUGCCGUCAGAUCUUCAGCGGUGGGUGAAGAUAGCGAGACGCUCUCGGCGGCCGGGCAGAACGAGACGAUACUGGGCUGUACGAGCGACGAGCACGUACUGCGCGCCGUGCAGAAGUGCUGGGCCUCCAUGUUUGCAUUCACCAGCGCCUACUACCGCAGACAGAACGGGCAGCCGUGCGCGUGCGGCGGCGGCGUGGUGGUGCAGGCGCUGGUGGAGCCGCGCGCGGCCGGCGUCAUGUUCACGCGACACCCAGACCGGGGCGACGCAUCACGGCUACUCAUCACAGCCAACUACGGACUUGGUGAGACUGUUGUAUCGGGUUCAGUAGAUCCAGAUACAAUAAUAUUAAGACGAGGUGAAGAUAGUAACCUUACCAUAAUGAAAGUCGAUUUAGGUUCAAAGACUCAGCGAGUGAUGAAAGCUAGUACUGGUGGAGUCACCACCGAGGAUGUACCAGAAACAGAACGUAGCCUUCCGUGUUUAUCUCAAACAGAAGCGUUGAAACUGGCUGAGAUUGGAGUGGCUCAAGAAAAUUUAUGGGGAGCUGGAAGGGACAUCGAGUGGGCUAUUACAAAGGAUGGCAUAUAUCUAUUACAAGCGCGUCCCAUAACAUCCUUGGAGCGUUGGACGGAGGAGGAACUGCUGCACGAAAUGGACACACCUAUCAUGUCCGAUGAAGAUCUAACUACCUUCGCAAACACCGGUGAAGUAUUUCCGAAGCCAGUUACUCCAUUGACAGCUGAUUUCGUCGUCACUCCAAUGGUGGCCGGAUUGAAUAAAAUGGUCAGUUUUGACAUGGAGCCUUGGGAAGACAGUCUUGUAAUUACUCAUAACAGAGUUGGAAUAUCACUGUACAAUUCAGUCUAUCGCCGAGUACCUAAAGAACUGAAUAGUGGCGUACGUAUGAAUGAGAUAUCUCUCCAUGGAAGGAAGGUUGCUGACCAAAACCUAUUUAACGUAGCGUUGCGUCGUCACCCGCCGCAGUGGACCCACUAUAUUGACCUACUGAAAACUAUAAUAUUGUAUCUAAGAAGUUCAAAUCCGAAGAUGAAAGAUAGUAUUACGACGGUCAAGAAAAUGAAUAUAAGAAUGGACAGUGAAGACCCGAUGCAGAUGUUGGAGACGUUGUUAAAGGAAUUGGAUGUAAUGUAUCGACUCUCCUUGAACCACGGUUUCACUACUGGGGCCAGCACAGCUAGUCAAUACAUUGCAAUGAUCAUAUUGUUAGAAGGCGCCACAGAUUUCACAACGGAUCUUUUCAACGAAAUAAACACGUUACUUUACUCUGGGGAAGUGCUAUCCGCUGAAGUGCCGUUAGUUCUAGCGAAACUGACACGUGAGUUGGAGGCUUCAGAAAAAUAUGACGAAUUUAAGGCGCAGGAACCCAGGGACGCCUUAAACUGGCUGAUGAGUAACUUGCCUAAUACCUAUACGAAUGUGCAAGACUUUUUGAAUGAGCAUGGUCAUAGAGCUAUCAUGGAGUAUGAUAUGGCAACUAAACCAUGGGCAUUAGUUCCCGAAGAGCUCAUGAAAAUCCUUCAAAACAUGAAAGUAAAUGAAAAAGAAAACAAAGGAAAUAAAUCUGAUGCUGAAAUCAUCGCUGCGCUCACAACCCCAAGAAAGCCACUUACUAGGAGACUGUUGUCGUGGCUGCUGCCUUUGUGUCGGUGGACAGUGCGUAAUAGAGAAAGUACAAAAGCGAAUCUAAUUUUGGGCGUCCACAAGUUGCGUCUGGCUGCUAUCGAACUCGGGAAGCAGUUGGUGCGCCGCUGGUACUUGCCGCACCAUGAUCUCGUGUUUUUCUUCCGAACGAAAGAGUUAACUGACUAUAUAACUAGUAGAGAUCCAGCAUUACUAAGAAAAGCAAUUCAACGUCAACAAUAUUAUUCGAAAUGGAGUAAGCUCAAGUACGCUGAAAUAAAUACGGGAUGGGUUCAGCCCCUGCCAGUGAAGGCUCCCGCAGUGACGGCCGGUGACGUGAAGCUGGAAGCCACAUCGGUCUGUGGGGGAGAAGUUAUAGCUAGAGCUUGCGUCGUGAAGGAUAUUUCAGAGGUCCACCAAUUGCAGCAAGGCGACGUGCUGAUAACGCACGCCACCGACAUCGGCUGGUCGCCGUACUUCCCGCUACUCACUGGGAUCGUUACGGAAUUAGGCGGGCUCAUAUCACACGGAGCGGUAAUAGCCCGUGAGUAUGGGGUGCCCUCUCUCGUUGGAGCUGUGGAUGCUACGGACAUUUUUAAAACUGGAGAUAUCGUGAGACUCUCCGGUACUAAAGGGAUGAUCGAAAAAGUACAAAUAUCUGAAAAAUCCGAGCAUCAUAGUUGAUUUGACAUAAGAUAUAAU